Molecule: messenger RNA, 2899 nt
Organism: Oryzias melastigma (Indian medaka)
Lineage: Eukaryota; Metazoa; Chordata; Actinopteri; Beloniformes; Adrianichthyidae
Gene: prpsap2
Product: phosphoribosyl pyrophosphate synthetase-associated protein 2
Exons: 11
Coding region: 234-1307 (357 amino acids)
Biological process (GO): purine nucleotide biosynthetic process; 5-phosphoribose 1-diphosphate biosynthetic process
Cellular component (GO): cytoplasm; ribose phosphate diphosphokinase complex
Molecular function (GO): magnesium ion binding; ribose phosphate diphosphokinase activity
Source: RefSeq, a predicted model, not a curated record
UCUGGCUUCUGGUUGGCUAACGCUCAGGCAGUCCAAACGCUGCUGACGCUGAGACCGUCGUGGAGUGAGUGAAGGGAACAGGUUGACAACAGUUCGAGAUUUCUUAGACCAAAACAGUUGUUUGCUGGUUACAGCUGGACCUAACGCACAAGCUGGAAGGUGUCAGCGCAGCGUGGGUGCCCAGGGAUCCACUGCCUGAGUGCGGCCAGAGCGCCGGCCGAGACCCCGGAGACAUGAACCACACCAAGGGGGGGCUGGUCAUCUUCACCGCCAACUCGCACGCGUCCAGCCGCGAGCUGGGGAAGCGGAUCGCAGAGCGGCUGGGGGUGGAGCUUGGAAAGGUGCAGGUGUACCAGGAAGCAAACAGAGAAACGCGGGUGCAGAUCCAAGAGUCGGUGCGAGGGAAAGACGUCUUCAUCAUCCAGACGGUGUCCAAGGAUGUCAACACCACCAUCAUGGAGAUGCUCAUCAUGGUGUACGCCUGCAGGACGUCCUGCGCCCGCAGCAUCACCGGCGUCCUCCCCUACUUCCCCUACAGCAAGCAGUGCAAGAUGAGGAAGAGGGGGUCCAUCGUCUCCAAGCUGAUGGCCUCCAUGAUGUGUAAAGCCGGCCUCACCCACCUGAUCACCAUGGACCUCCACCAGAAAGAGAUUCAAGGCUUCUUCAACAUCCCGGUGGACAACCUGAGAGCGUCUCCCUUCCUGCUCCAGUACAUUCAGGAGGAGAUUCCAGAUUACAGAAACGCCGUCAUCGUCGCCAAGUCUCCCGCUUCUGCUAAGAGGGCGCAGUCCUUCGCCGAGCGGUUGCGUCUGGGCAUCGCGGUGAUCCACGGCGAAGCUCAGGACGCCGAGUCGGACCAGGUGGACGGGCGACACUCCCCGCCGACCGUCAAGACCACGGGGGCCAUCCACCCCAGCAUGGAGAUCCCACUGCUGAUCCCCAAAGAGAAGCCGCCCAUCACCGUGGUGGGAGACGUAGGAGGACGCAUCGCCAUCAUCGUGGAUGACAUCAUCGAUGACGUUGACAGCUUCGUGGCGGCGGCAGAGACGCUGAAGGAAAGAGGCGCCUACAAGAUCUUCGUCAUGGCGACGCACGGGCUGCUCUCCUCCGAAGCUCCACGCUUCAUCGAGGAGUCCGCCAUUGACGAGGUGGUGGUGACCAACACGAUCCCUCACGAGCUCCAGAAGCUUCAGUGUCCAAAGAUCAAGACGGUGGACAUCAGCAUGAUCCUGUCGGAGGCCAUCCGCCGCAUCCACAACGGAGAGUCCAUGUCCUACCUGUUCCGCAACAUCGGCCUGGACGACUGAGCGGCUGACGCACCCUGACGCACCGUCUCACUGUGUCUGUGGGGACUCGCGCUUCAUCCACCCGCUCCACGUCCCGGCCUGUGACACGACGGCCCGCUCCUUUCCUCAUCGCUGCCCCGCCUCCUGCUGCUCACCUGGUCCAGGUGUGUUCCACCCAACAGAAGCAGUGAGGGAAAAGAAGCGGGCGGUCUUUUAUUCUGCCUCCAGGAGUUCCUGUUACCCGAAGCAGCUUCAUGGAACCUUCUCACUUCCUUUUUUCUCCUCACUUUCAAAGUAAAAGCUUCUAAACUAAUUAGAUCUUAGUUUAAAAAAAAAUGACAAAUUUUUUUGUUUUUUAUUUUACUUUAGGAGUAAAAAUAAUCACCCCCCCACCCACACACUUAAAAUGUUUUUCUUAAACAUGUAGAUAAAAAUGUAUUUCGCAGGUGAUGAAAAAAAAUGCUUUUAUUUUAAACCAAUUUCCUGCACUUCCUGCAGAAUGAGGUUGUUCCUGGAGUUAUGACGUUACUUGGGGAAAUCUGCGGCGAGCUGCUGUGUUUGCUGUCGUUUUCUCCUCUCAGGGGGUGGGACUAAAGACGACGGCUCUGCCUUCAGACCUCCUGCUGUCAUGAACGUUGGUGGGAAUCCUAAAGCAGAAUCUAAAUGCACCUCUGAGGUCCUUACAGACAACCUCUUUCUUUUUCUCAGUCGGUUGUUGGUUAAAAUCCUAUUGAAAAUCCUCAUGUUCAGGAGAGUAACACAUUUUGGUCCCUUUUUAAGGUUUAUUUUGAAAAGAAAAACAGGAAGCUGUUCCUCCCAGAAUUCCUUGCAUCAGAUAUCAGCAUAUAAAGAUUCCUGGUGACGCUCACAGACAUUCAUGAUUUUGUCCCCACCAACACAGUGACCCGUGGACAGGAAACAGGAAAUGCAUAACGAUAAGCUCUUAUUUUGGAGGGUUCAUCUUCACACAGCAGAUUCACUCCAUUCUCUUGUUUGAAUCGUUUUUCUCUUCUGUCAGCAUCGUUCUGGUGCUGGUAAAGAGAUUAAAAUGUCCGGCUGUCGGUGCCUUCAGCAGACCUUCAUCACGUAGAUCUUCAUCACGUAGAUCUUUAUUACGCAGACUCAACCGGCCUCUGGAUGUGUCUUCACAGAGGAGGCUGGUUUCUAGAGCUGGUAGUGUUUAGUGCAGGUCUUCAUCUAAACCCCUCGCAGCUCAGAUCUGUUAAAUUCACCAACAAACGCGGAGCGACUCCAUCUUUGUGCCAUCACCAUCACUGAGCUUCCUCACAGUCGACUCUGGAUUCUGACAGUUUCAACCAGACCUCAUUCAGGAAGUUCCUCUCAGGUCUGUAGGAGAAACUCUGGAAUCAGUGAGGAGAGCAAGCGCUUUUAGAUUGAAAAUCCCUUUAGGAGAAAAAUGAAGCAGAAGUUCAACCUUUAUUCUGAAAACUUGACUGAAGCAGGACUUUGUCACUUUCCAGGAAAAUGUUUUUGUAUUUAUUUUCAAUGGUUACUGUUGGUAGAUGAAGCCUCCUUUAUCCGUAUUUGUGGUUCCUAGCUUAAUAAAUGUGCACGUGUACUUUCUUUUUACACAAAUAAAUGUUACAACCUUC